AUGCGCAUAGCGACACUGAUUGCACUCGUGCAGCUGUCGCUCGCUACAGCUGUUUCAGACGAGAAAACACUUACAGCAGCAGAGCUGAACUUCCAGUUAUCUGGAAACAAUGCUCUCUCCCCAUUUUACUCCAGCGAGAGUGAUGAGACCGGUGUGACCUUCGUCAGAGGUUCCCGUGCUGCGGACUCGCCCCUCUCUCCGGAUAUCGAUGUGAAAUGUUCGGCUGACUUCAUUGAAGUCACUGUUGAAUUUGCUGAUGUCUUUGAUGGCAUAAUUUACAGCAAGGGACAUUUGAAUGACGCAAAAUGCAAAUAUGUUUCGAUUGGUGGUAGUCAGUCGCGUUACUCUUUCCGAGUGCCAUUGAAUGGCUGUGGUUCCAGACCUCUGUGUAACGCGUGUGGUACUAUUGACAAUGUUCUUGUCUUCCAAACCGAUGACUUUGUGCAGGGCCCCAGCGACUUCGCUAGAAAGGUAUCCUGCGCCAGCACAGCGCUGGAAGUAUCCACCGGGGUCAAGAAAGAGUCUUCACACGUCCUCAAACUAAAACCCUUCAUGGUUGACAUGCUCGAUGUGGUCGCAGUACCUGGACCUACUGGUGGCAUUGAGUGCUGGAUGGAUAUUCAAAGAGGAGAAUUUCCUAAAACAACUCCCUUGGAAAAAUCGAUUAAGAUUGGAGAGUAUCUCACCAUCCUUAUAUAUCUAAGAGACGAAAGAAACAAGUUCAGCUUAAAGGUACACGACUGCUGGGCAUAUGAUAAUGAAGACUACGAUAGUCCUCAAACAAGCAAAAUACAGCUCACAGACAAAGAAGGAUGCCCCAAAAAGAAGAAGUUGAUUGAUUAUUGGCAAACAUCGACGAAUACUGGCAAGAGUGGUGCCACUGUAAUCACUUACAGCAAAGUCAGUGCCUUCCGCUUUCCAGAGACUGACCAAGUCUAUUUAACAUGUAAUGUUGAGUUGUGCACAAGUGACUGCCAGUCAAACUGUGAAGGCAAUGAAAUAACAACAACAUUCAGACCAGAAUUUAAAUGUUACCCCGGUUCAAACGAUGCCAGAUGUGGAGUAACAGCACCUCCACAAAUAGUAUGUGGACCUGAUUCUGAAGACUCUCGAUGCCCAAAGCCAACAACUCUAUCACCUCCAAGAUGCUUCCCUGGAAGCCUUGAUCCACGUUGCCCUUCACCAACUACUCCUGAAGCACCAAGAUGCUUCCCUGGUAGUAACGACCCUCGUUGUCCACAACCUACUACACCACAGCCACCUAGAUGUUACCCAGGCAGUUCCGAUCCACGUUGUCCUCAACCAACUACGCCACAGCCUCCAAGAUGUUUCCCAGGCAGCACAGACCCGCGUUGCCCCAAACCAACUACUCCUGAAGCACCAAGAUGCUUCCCUGGUAGUAACGACCCUCGUUGUCCACAACCUACUACACCACAGCCACCUAGAUGUUACCCAGGCAGUUCCGAUCCACGUUGUCCUCAACCAACUACGCAACAGCCACCUAGAUGUUACCCAGGUAGCACAGACCCACGUUGCCCCAAACCAACGACACCAGCUCCGCCCAGAUGUUUCCCAGGCAGCACAGACCCACGGUGUCCAAAACCUACAACACCUAAACCAAUUUGCUAUCCAGGCUCCCCAGAUCCCAGCUGUCCUCAGCCUUCAAGCAUAGCAACCUUAACUCCAGCCACGUAUCUACCUCCAUCAACAACAGAAAAACUGCAAUGUCUCCCAGGCAGCAGUGACCCACGUUGUCCACAACCCACUACACCAUCUCCACCAAGAUGUUUCCCAGGUAGCACAGACCCACGUUGCCCCAAACCUACGACACCUGAAGCACCAAGAUGUUUCCCAGGCAGCACAGACCCGCGGUGCCCCAAACCAACUACUCCUGAAGCACCAAGAUGCUUCCCUGGUAGUAACGACCCUCGUUGUCCACAACCUACUACACCACAGCCACCUAGAUGUUACCCAGGCAGUUCCGAUCCACGUUGUCCUCAACCAACUACGCAACAGCCACCUAGAUGUUACCCAGGUAGCACAGACCCACGUUGCCCCAAACCAACGACACCAGCUCCGCCCAGAUGUUUCCCAGGCAGCACAGACCCACGGUGUCCAAAACCUACAACACCUAAACCAAUUUGCUAUCCAGGCUCCCCAGAUCCCAGCUGUCCUCAGCCUUCAAGCAUAGCAACCUUAACUCCAGCCACGUAUCUACCUCCAUCAACAACAGAAAAACUGCAAUGUCUCCCAGGCAGCAGUGACCCACGUUGUCCACAACCCACUACACCAUCUCCACCAAGAUGUUUCCCAGGUAGCACAGACCCACGUUGCCCCAAACCUACGACACCUGAAGCACCAAGAUGUUACCCCGGCAGUAGUGACCCACGUUGUCCACAACCCACUACACCAUCUCCCCCAAGAUGCUUCCCAGGCAGCACAGACCCACGUUGUCCCAAACCUACUACUCCUGAAGCACCAAGAUGUUACCCCGGCAGUAGUGACCCACGUUGUCCACAACCCACUUCACCAUCUCCCCCAAGAUGCUUCCCAGGUAGCACAGACCAGCGUUGCCCCAAACCUACGACACCGGCUCCGCCAAGAUGUUUCCCAGGCAGCACAGACCCACGUUGUCCCAAACCUACUACUCCUGAAGCACCAAGAUGUUACCCCGGCAGUAGUGACCCACGUUGUCCACAACCCACUACACCAUCUCCCCCAAGAUGCUUCCCAGGCAGCACAGACCCACGUUGUCCCAAACCUACAACUCCAGAAGCACCAAGAUGUUACCCCGGCAGUAGUGACCCACGUUGUCCACAACCCACUACACCAUCUCCCCCAAGAUGCUUCCCAGGCAGCACAGACCCACGUUGUCCCAAACCUACUACUCCUGAAGCACCAAGAUGUUACCCCGGCAGUAGUGACCCACGUUGUCCACAACCCACUACACCAUCUCCCCCAAGAUGCUUCCCAGGCAGCACAGACCCACGUUGUCCCAAACCUACAACUCCAGAAGCACCAAGAUGUUACCCCGGCAGUAGUGAUCCACGUUGUCCACAACCCACUACACCAUCUCCCCCAAGAUGCUUCCCAGGCAGCACAGACCCACGUUGUCCCAAACCUACUACUCCUGAAGCACCGAGAUGUUACUCCGGCAGUAGUGACCCACUUUGUCCACAACCCACUACACCAUCUACGCCAAGAUGUUUCCCAGGCAGCACAGACCCACGUUGUCCCCAACCUACUACGCAACAGCCACCUAGAUGUUACCCAGGCAGUACAGAUUCACGUUGUCCCAAACCUACAACAGCGAAACCAAUUUGCUAUCCAGGCUCCCCAGAUCCCAGCUGUCCACAGCCUUCAAGCGUAGCAACAUUAACUCCAGCCACGUAUCUACCUCCAUCAACAACAGAAAAACUGCAAUGUCUCCCAGGCAGCAGUGACCCACGUUGUCCACAACCCACUACACCUGAAGCACCAAGAUGUUUCCCAGUAGUGACCCACGUUGUCAACAACCCACUACACCAUCUCCCCCCAAGAUGCUUCCCAGGCAGCACAGACCCACGUUGUCCCAAACCUACUACUCCUGAAGCACCAAGAUGUUACCCCGGCAGUAGUGACCCACGUUGUCCACAACCCACUACACCAUCUCCGCAAAGAUGUUUCCCAGGUAGCACAGACCCACGUUGCCCCAAACCUACGACACCUGAAGCACCAAGAUGUUAUCCCGGCAGUAGUGACCCACGUUGUCCACAACCCACCACACCAUCUCCCCCAAGAUGCUUCCCAGGCAGCACAGACCCACGUUGUCCCAAACCUACUACUCCUGAAGCACCAAGAUGUAACCCCGGCAGUAGUGACCCACGUUGUCCACAACCCACUACACCAUCUCCCCCAAGAUGCUUCCCAGGCAGCACUGACCCACGUUGCCCACAACCAACGACUCCUGAAGCACCAAGAUGUUACCCCGGUAGUUCCGAUCCACGUUGUCCAAAACCUACGACACCAGCUCCGCCAAGAUGCUUCCCAGGCAGCACAGACCCACGUUGCCCAAAACCUACUACUCCUGAAGCACCAAGAUGUUACCCCGGUAGCUCCGAUGCACGUUGUCCCCAACCUACUACGCAACAGCCACCUAGAUGUUACCCAGGUAGCACAGACCCACGUUGCCCCAAACCAACGACACCAGCUCCGCCCAGAUGUUUCCCAGGCAGCACAGACCCACGGUGUCCAAAACCUACAACACCUAAACCAAUUUGCUAUCCAGGCUCCCCAGAUCCCAGCUGUCCUCAGCCUUCAAGCAUAGCAACUUUAACUCCAGCCACGUAUCUACCUCCAUCAACAACAGAAAAACUGCAAUGUCUCCCAGGCAGCAGUGACCCACGUUGUCCACAACCCACUACACCAUCUCCCCCAAGAUGCUUCCCAGGCAGCACAGACCCACGUUGUCCCAAACCUACUACUCCUGAAGCACCAAGAUGUUACCCCGGCAGUAGUGACCCACGUUGUCCACAACCCACUACACCAUCUCCCCCAAGAUGCUUCCCAGGCAGCACAGACCCACGUUGUCCCAAACCUACUACUCCUGAAGCACCAAGAUGUUACCCCGGCAGUAGUGACCCACGUUGUCCACAACCCACUUCACCAUCUCCCCCAAGAUGCUUCCCAGGUAGCACAGACCAGCGUUGCCCCAAACCUACGACACCGGCUCCGCCAAGAUGUUUCCCAGGCAACACAGACCCACGUUGUCCCAAACCUACUACUCCUGAAGCACCAAGAUGUUACCCCGGCAGUAGUGACCCACGUUGUCCACAACCCACUACACCAUCUCCCCCAAGAUGCUUCCCAGAUCCCAGCUGUCCACAGCCUUCAAGCAAAGCAACCUUAACUCCAGCCACUUAUCUACCUCCAUCAACAACAGAAAAACUGCAAUGUCUCCCAGGCAGCAGUGACCCACGUUGUCCACAACCCACUACACCAUCUCCGCCAAGAUGUUUCCCAGGCAGCACAGACCCACGUUGCCCAAAACCUACUACCCCUGAAGCACCAAGAUGUUACCCCGGUAGCUCCGAUGCACGUUGUCCCCAACCUACUACGCAACAGCCACCUAGAUGUUACCCAGGUAGCACAGACCCACGUUGCCCCAAACCAACGACACCAGCUCCACCCAGAUGUUUCCCAGGCAGCACAGACCCACGGUGUCCAAAACCUACUACUCCUGAAGCACCAAGAUGUUACCCCGGUAGCUCCGAUCCACGUUGUCCUCAACCUACUACGCCACAGCCUCUUAGAUGUUUCCCAGGCAGCACAGACCUACGUUGUCCCAAACCUACUACUCCUGAAGCACCAAAAUGUUAUACCGGUAGUUCCGAUCCACGUUGUCCAAAACCAACGACACCAGCUCCGUCCAGAUGUUUCCCAGGCAGCACAGACCCACGUUGCCCAAAACCUACUGCCCCUGAAGCACCAAGAUGUUACCCCGGUAGCUCCGAUGCACGUUGUCCCCAACCUACUACGCAACAGCCACCUAGAUGUUUCCCAGGUAGCACAGACCCACGUUGCCCCAAACCAACGACACCAGCUCCACCCAGAUGUUUCCCAGGCAGCACAGACCCACGGUGUCCAAAACCUACUACUCCUGAAGCACCAAGAUGUUACCCCGGUAGCUCCGAUCCACGUUGUCCUCAACCUACUACGCCACAGCCUCUUAGAUGUUUCCCAGGCAGCACAGACCUACGUUGUCCCAAACCUACUACUCCUGAAGCACCAAAAUGUUAUCCCGGUAGUUCCGAUCCACGUUGUCCAAAACCAACGACACCAGCUCCGCCCAGAUGUUUCCCAGGCGGCACAGACCCACGGUGUCCAAAACCUACUACUGAAGCACCAAGAUGUUACCCCGGUAGCUCCGAUCCACGUUGUCCUCAACCUACUACGCCACAGCCUCUUAGAUGUUUCCCAGGCAGCACAGACCUACGUUGUCCCAAAACUACAACACCUAAACCAAUUUGCUAUCCAGGCUCCCCAGAUCCCAGCUGUCCUCAGCCUUCAAGCAUAGCAACCUUAACUCCAGCCACGUAUUUACCUCCAUCAACAACAGAAAAACUGCAAUGUUUCCCAGGCAGCAGUGACCCACGUUGUCCACAACCCACUACUCCAUCUCCGCCAAGAUGUUUCCCAGGCAGCACAGACCCACGUUGUCCCAAACCCACUACUCCUGAAGCACCAAGAUGUUACCCUGGUAGCUCCGAUGCACGUUGUCCCCAACCUACUACGCAACAGCCACCUAGAUGUUACCCAGGUAGCACAGACCCACGUUGCCCGAAACUUACGACACCAGCUCCGCCAAGAUGCUUCCCAGGCAGCUCAGACCCACGUUGCCCAAAACCCACUACUCCUGAAGCACCAAGAUGUUACCCUGGUAGCUCCGAUGCACGUUGUCCCCAACCUACUACGCAACAGCCACCUAGAUGUUACCCAGGUAGCACAGACCCACGUUGCCCCAAACCAUCGACACCAGCUCCGCCAAGAUGCUUCCCGGGCAGCACAGACCCACGUUGUCCAAAACCUACUACCCCUGAAGCACCAAGAUGUUACCCCGGUAGCUCCGAUGCCCGUUGUCCCCAACCUACUACGCAACAGCCACCUAGAUGUUACCCAGGCAGUACAGAUCCACGUUGUCCAAAACCUACAACACCCAAACCAAUUUGCUAUCCAGGCUCCCCAGAUCCUAGCUGUCCUCGGCCUUCAAGCAUAGCUACCCUAACCCCAGCCACCACAAACCCACUAUGUCCAUCAACGCCUACCCCAAAACCUACACCAAGUUCUUGCUACCCUGGAUCAAAGGAUCCUAAAUGUCCUCAACCGUUUGCCCCAAGCAGUACAAACCCACCUCAAGAUUAUCUUCCUCCAGUUGGUAAUGAAAUAAAUUCAUCUAUCAAGGGAAAACUGGCUCGAAAAAGCAUAGAAGAUUAUGAUGAUCCUUUAAGUGAUGCCGGAUCCUUUGAGUUUUCGCGUACACAACCUAAAAAAAGAGUUGCAAGAGACAUAAGCAAAAAUGCCAAUAACUUAAUAGAUCCUUAUGGAGCCGGGUACAUUUACGGGACAUUUGUAGGGGUUACAGUAUUUAUUGUUUUCUCUGUAGCUCUAUCAGUUUUUAUGUAUAAACGAUCACGAGUCCAAAAACAAACAAAUGUACAAAACCUUUGUUAA
Messenger RNA from Pieris macdunnoughi, 7209 nucleotides. The record is from the annotation of a GenBank genome assembly. Lineage: Eukaryota; Metazoa; Arthropoda; Insecta; Lepidoptera; Pieridae.